UCAACUUCCUCUAACAGGGUCUCUAUAUAUAAAAACUUAACACCCCAAAGAUUUAUCAUAGAUCCAGAAAAAUCCUCAGCAAAACAAAAGUUAAAAAAUAUGAAGAAACAACGUUACUUGGUCUUCGUCUUUGUCCUUUUCAGCUUUCUCCUGUUUGUGAAUCUGAGUGAAGGAAGAUCUGGAGGAGUUGCAGAGGAAUAUUGGAAGAAGAUAAUGAAGAAUGAGCCAUUACCUGAACCAAUCAAAGAGCUUCUCAACAAUCCAUUUAGGACAGGAGAAGAGAGGUUCGUCAAGGAUUUUAAAACCAAAUCUAUCGUCAUCAUCUACCACAAUCCUAACGUAUGAUUAAUUAAAUCUCACAUAUAUAUAUAUAUAUGGCUCUGUGUUUGUGUAUGUAUCGGUUUAUACAUGCAGGUAUAUGUGUGUAUUAAUUGAGCAAAGAACAGCUGUUUGAGUUGUUUGACUUAGGUAUAUUUUCCGUAGUGAAGAAAUGUAAACCCUAGCUAUAAGGGAUUUUUAAAUGCCAGUAAUGUGAGUCUUUUGUGUGGUAAUGGGCUUCUUGUGUAUUUCUUAUAUUAUGUACUAUAUGAAAAUAAGGAAUUUCAAUAUCUCA
Molecule: messenger RNA, 613 nt
Organism: Brassica napus (rape)
Lineage: Eukaryota; Viridiplantae; Streptophyta; Magnoliopsida; Brassicales; Brassicaceae
Exons: 2
Coding region: 100-345 (81 amino acids)
Source: RefSeq, a predicted model, not a curated record